GUUUGAAUUCGAAGAGCAAGUGAAUACUUGCCAAGUAUAUUCUUAAAGCAUUCAGUCAUUGGCUCUACCCGUUUUUUUAUUUAUUCUUUCUUCUCUCAAUUGAAAUAAGUAGCUUCGAUUUGCAUCUUUCAUAUAUCAUCAAUGCUUCAUUUUUCUUAGAACAGAACAGCAUUGUGGUUAAUAUCAGUUACAUCGAAAUCUGCCCCGCCAUCAACGCACAUAGAUAUAACUUCUACAUCGUUCAAGCCCAGUCUAUCUUAUCAUAGAGCAUCGCCAACGCCGAGGAGAAUUUUUAUUUCUUUCAUUCUUAUCUCAUAAUGGCCAUGGACGCUAUUCUCCAGGGAAACACCAGCAGUGAAGGCUGGAUAGUACAAAAAUUUGGAGGCACGAGUGUUGGGAAAUUCCCAGAGAGUAUUGCUGAGAAUAUUGUUCGAGCCAGCUUAAAGUCGAACAAAAUUGCCGUUAUUUGCUCUGCCAGAAGUUCUGGCAAGAAGGUGACAGGCACUACUAGCCGAUUAUUAGAAGUAUACAAGCAUUUACGUGCCAUAUCAGCUGCGACAAGCAAUGAGGUUACUCAACACGAGCUCCUCGAAAAAGCCAAGCUUGUUAUACAAGACAUCCGCGUUGACCACGUCGCAGCAGCGCAGAAGUGGAUUAAGAACCCCGAUCUGCAAAAGACAGUGUCGGUCAACAUAGAAGAGGACUGCCAGGAACUAAUAGACUAUAUCAUUGCGGCUAAGCGAUUCAACUUAGAAGUCAACGCGAGAUCUAAGGAUCGAGUAGUUAGUUUCGGAGAGAAGCUGAGCUGCAGAUUCAUGACGUACUUACUGAGAGACAGGCAAGUUGACGCAGAGUAUGUGGACCUGUCUGAUGUGAUGCAUUACGACAGUUCCGACCGAUUGAGUCCGGCAUUCUAUAAAGAAGCUGCAGCUAUUUUCCGCAAGAGGAUAGAAUCUUGUAAUGAAAGAGUACCCGUAGUUACUGGUUUCUUCGGCAACGUCCCAGGCAGCUUGAUGGACGGAGACAUUGGACGGGGAUAUACCGACCUAUGCGCUGCUCUGGUCGCUGUGGGACUAAAGGCCCAAGAGUUGCAGAUAUGGAAGGAGGUAGACGGCAUCUUCACGGCGGAUCCCACCAAGGUCCCAACAGCAAGGCUGCUCGCGUCCAUUACCCCGUCGGAAGCAGCAGAACUUACAUUCUACGGCUCGGAAGUCAUUCAUCACCUGACUAUGGACCAGGUAAUCAAGGCGGAUCCGCCGAUACCUAUUCGCAUUAAGAAUGUAAACAAUCCACGCGGAAAUGGUACUAUCGUAGUUCCAGAUCCAGUACAAUCUCCGGCGCAGAAGAUUAGGAGAUCCCAGCCCUCCGACUCUCCGUUGCGGAAACAUCCUCGAAGACCUACCGCGGUGUCUAUCAAGAAUAACAUCACUGUUAUCAACGUACACUCGAACAAGCGGUCCAUUUCCCACGGCUUCUUCGCCAAAGUAUUUUCAAUUCUCAACAGCCACAGGAUAUCCGUGGACCUUAUCUCCACAAGUGAGGUCCAUGUGUCCAUGGCCAUCCACUCCUCAAGUCCGUCCGUACACCAUUUCGAAAAAGCCAUGGCAGAGCUAGAAGAAUGCGGAGAUGUUAGUAUCUUACUCGACAUGGCUAUCUUGAGUUUAGUCGGCGCAGAGAUGAAGAAUAUGACGGGUAUUGCUGGCCGCAUGUUCUCGACAUUGGGAGAGCAUAGCAUCAAUAUCGAAAUGAUAUCACAAGGCGCGAGUGAGAUUAAUAUCUCAUGUGUUAUCGACGCAAGGGAAGCCACAAGGGCCAUGAGCAUACUGCAUACAAAUCUAUUUACAUUUCUCGAUUGAUGCCUGAGUAUGGUAUACAUGGAUGCAUUUCAACAUGAUAUACUUUCCUUGUUGUGAGAUAGAUUACGCAUGUACAUGCAUACUGGUGGUCAGUUAGUACGUCUUUUUGAAAAAGGGGGCUCUGGCAUUUAAAUUGUCCCCCAUUCCCGGAGGUAAAGUUAGGUACCUUAGGUACAUAUAUGUACUUGGCCUCCUAGAAAAGCUUGAUAGAUAUAGAAGCAUUGAUUUGCCUAAAACAUAUGAAGAUAAUCA
Daldinia caldariorum is the source of this 2108-nucleotide messenger RNA. Its product is annotated as aspartate kinase. The coding region runs from base 318 to 1856 and encodes 512 amino acids. Gene Ontology annotation, molecular function: aspartate kinase activity. The record is from RefSeq and is a predicted model, not a curated record. The transcript has 6 exons. Lineage: Eukaryota; Fungi; Ascomycota; Sordariomycetes; Xylariales; Hypoxylaceae.